AUGCCAGCGGCGGUGCAGAAGAUGUGCGGCAAGUGUCGGCAACACGGUGUGAUCCAGGCCUACAAACGGCAUCAGAACCGAUGUCCGUUCAUUGAAUGCGAUUGUGAAAAGGUAAGGAGGAGCGGAUUGUAAUUGAUUUUUGAGCGAUUUUUUUUUGAGGAAUUUUGAGACAUUUUGAAAAAAAAAAAUUAUUUUUUCCUCGAAAAAUUUGAAAAAAUCAAAAAAAUCUCAAAAUUAUUUUUUCAACUUUUAACUCAUAAUUUCCCCAUUUCCAGUGCCAUCAAGUCGACGACUACCGAAAACGGAUCCGCGAGACCGUCAAGCGGCUGAAACGACGAAAAAGCGAGGAGAAGAAAAUGGCCCAAGACCAGCUUCAGAACACUCCCUCUACCUCAUCACUGCAUCCCUCUUCAAACUCGGCUUCAUCAUCGCCUUCGAGCGCCGUUUCCACCUGCCCCAGUCCCAGCGACGAGGGUUUGUUCUUCAGCGACGGCUUGGUGAAUAUUGCCUCAACCCAAGAGCCCAUAAAAUUCAUCGCUUGCAAGCCGAUCCCGCUGGCCCUGCUGAGCGGCGCAGACGUUGGAAUGGUGCAGCCAUGCCUGUUGAAUGAAUGUCUAAUUAGUCCGUCGACCAUGUUGGAGAUGCUACUGCAAAACGCGUUGACGAAUCAGUCUUAA
Molecule: messenger RNA, 677 nt
Organism: Bursaphelenchus xylophilus (pine wood nematode)
Lineage: Eukaryota; Metazoa; Nematoda; Chromadorea; Rhabditida; Aphelenchoididae
Source: the annotation of a GenBank genome assembly